AUGAUUCUAUUUUUUCUACUUUUCUGGUGGACAGAUCCAGCGGCUGCUUUAAUAUACGGCGAAGAUAUACAAAGAGUGAAACUAAGAAAUUUCAAUCCAACUCUACCGAAAAAUCUCCAAUGCAAGAGACCCCUCCCGAUUUCACAGCAAAAUCGCUAUCAGCAAUCCUCUCGCAUCAUCAAUGGUCAGCGAGCUGAUUGGAACUGGCCUUUUAUCGUUCGAAUAAAAAUUCAAAAGAACAGAUCUUACUGUGGAGCGUCAAUUAUCAACCCUGAAUAUGUCAUUACGGCGGCUCAUUGCGUUGCUCAUGAUAAAAAAGUAACCCUGACUUUUGGCGACCAAGUUUUACAUGAAAAAGAGACGAGAGAGCUUUCUAUGGAUUCAGCCGAAUUCAUCAUUCACCCAAGAUAUUCUCCAACGACCGGUCAAAAUGACAUUGCUCUAAUAAAACUACCAAGGCCAAUCGCAUAUUCUUCCAAUAUUUCACCCGUUUGCUUACCUUACAAGCAAGAAUUUCAACCUGGAACAGAUUGCUUUAUCGCCGGCUGGGGCGCCCAGGACGAAAGUCACAAGAGAGGAGUCGUUUCAAGUCAGCUGAUGGAGGCUCGAGUGCCGCUGCUUUCUGGAGAAGGAAAGGGUUACACAGAAUGGAUUCACCAGCAAAUUUACGAUAACAACUGGCGAAGCAUUUACGACCAAUACAAGCCCAACAACUGCGGAUCCAAAAACAUCGGAGCCACGGAAAUGAGCUCGAGGACAGAAGCGUCAACUAUUUUAGUAACUAGUGGUGAUACGAAAUGCUUUGGAACUGUUAUUAGCGAAAAUUUUGUCAUUUUUGCGAUCGACUGCGUUACUGACGAAAAAUUACUCAAGAUUUUCUCCGUCUACGAUGAAUUGACCAUCAAGAAAAUUUUAUACGAUGAUUACGGGAGCUUGGCAAUGGUAGAAACAGUGGAAACUUUAGAAGUGCAAAUGUGCGUCAGCGAGUCAACACCAGGUACGAAUGAAGAAUGCCUCUCACUUGAUUCAGAAUACUUCCCGAAUUUUUACCGGACGUCGCCCUGUCCAGCCGGCAGUGCUGAAACAACUUGCUUUGAUAAUAUUCCUUCCAGGUUGAUUACGAACAUGCUAAGUGUUCCUAUCAUCUGCGGCAACCGACUGGUCUCAUUCUACCUGGAUACCGAGUCAAUCCAGUUCAUGAGUCUUCAACAAUCGCGAAAAACCAUCACCGCCGCCAUCGAAAAAUCAGAUCUCAACAAAAAGCCGCAAAUUGCUCCGGAAGAAAACGUUAUGGUGACAUAUGAGUAUCAGUAUGAUUACACGGAGGUGGACGGCGAGGAAACUGCGGAGGAUUUUCAGGACUAUGAAAGUCGCGGAUCCAAGAAAAAUCGAAGCCUGAGAAGACAGCUUCUAAAACCCAAAGAACAAACUCGGAAAAGAAUCUGCAACGAAUCUUCGAACGUGUGA
Messenger RNA from Oikopleura dioica, 1467 nucleotides. The record is from the annotation of a GenBank genome assembly. NCBI's taxonomy places the organism in Eukaryota, Metazoa, Chordata, Appendicularia, Copelata, Oikopleuridae.